This is a messenger RNA of Microcebus murinus (gray mouse lemur), 1842 nucleotides long. It is a transcript of the gene GPN1, whose product is annotated as GPN-loop GTPase 1. Lineage: Eukaryota; Metazoa; Chordata; Mammalia; Primates; Cheirogaleidae. Gene Ontology annotation, molecular function: GTPase activity; ATP hydrolysis activity. The record is from RefSeq and is a predicted model, not a curated record.
CGGAAGUUUGUCUAGCCACGCGGCGUCUCCAUGGUAGGUGGGCGGGCCUAGGGGAAAGAUGGCGGCGCCCGCAGACGGAGCUGAGGCACAGGCUUCUGGGGGCCCUCGGCCCCCAGUGUGUCUCUUGGUGUUGGGAAUGGCAGGAUCCGGGAAGACCACCUUUGUGCAGAGGCUCACGGGACACCUGCAUAGCCAAGGCUCUCCACCUUAUGUGAUCAACCUGGACCCAGCUGUACAUGAAGUUCCCUUUCCUGCUAAUAUUGAUAUUCGUGACACUGUGAAGUAUAAAGAAGUCAUGAAGCAAUAUGGACUUGGGCCCAAUGGUGGCAUAGUGACCUCACUCAAUCUUUUUGCUACCAGGUUUGAUCAGGUGAUGAAAUUUAUCGAGAAGGCCCAAAGCAUGUCUAAAUAUGUCCUGAUUGACACACCUGGACAGAUUGAGGUAUUCACCUGGUCAGCUUCUGGAACAAUCAUCACUGAGGCCCUGGCAUCCUCAUUUCCAACAGUUGUCAUCUAUGUAAUGGACACAUCUCGAAGUACCAACCCAGUGACCUUUAUGUCCAACAUGCUGUAUGCCUGCAGCAUCUUGUACAAAACCAAGCUGCCUUUCAUUGUGGUCAUGAAUAAAACCGACAUCAUUGAUCACAGCUUUGCAGUGGAAUGGAUGCAGGAUUUUGAGGCUUUCCAAGAUGCCUUGAAUCAAGAGACUACAUACGUCAGUAACCUGACCCGUUCAAUGAGCCUGGUGUUAGAUGAGUUUUACAGCUCACUCAGGGUAGUAGGUGUAUCUGCUGUUCUGGGUACCGGCUUAGAUGAAUUCUUUGUGCAAGUCACCAGUGCUGCAGAAGAAUAUGAAAGGGAAUAUCGUCCUGAAUAUGAACGUCUGAAGAAAUCGUUGGCUAGUGCACAGAGCCAACAUCAGAAAGAACAACUGGAACGACUUCGGAAGGAUAUGGGCUCUGUAGCUUUGGACACAGGCACUGCCAAAGACAGCUUAUCUCCUGUACUGGACCCUUCUGAUUUGAUCCUGACUCGAGGAACCUUGGAUGAAGAGGAUGAGGAAGCAGACAGUGAUACUGAUGAUAUUGACCACAAAGUUACAGAGGAAAGCCAGGAAGAGCCAGCAUUCCAGAAUUUUAUGCAAGAAUCAAUGGCACAGUAUUGGAAGAGAAACGACAAAUAGGAGACUUUAGGACACUUCACUUGUUCUUAGAAGUUCAAAAUUUUGGAACACCAUGUAAAGGAACUACUAUCCUCACCUCUGACUGGGGGCUACUUUAUAAAGGAGAAUUUUCUUCAGAAUAGCAGUUUGUCUUAUUAGAGACAUCUCAUGACUAAGAUGAAGUCAGGGAUAGAAGACCUUUGGAUGUGGCAGGUAGAUGCUGAUUCUUCUUUGGCCUUUCCCUUGUAUUUAUGCAGGAAUGGAUAUAUUGACUGUUCUUGGAAGCUGAUAUCCCUUCAAGCCUAAGACUUCAAGUUUUAUUAUUUGAACUCGAAUACUUUUGCUACUGAUGGACGCAAUAGAGAGAGAGAACUUAGUCUCUUGGUGACCGCUUCAAAUCUUUUAUUAGGCUAGAUCUAUUGCCUCUACUUCCCAGCAUCUUGCCCUCAACUCUUUAGUGUAAGUUGCUUGUUUAGCAGAAAGGAAGAGGGGAGACAUGAACUUGUCCAAAGUGGCAGUGAUGUCUCCUUGGCAACCAGUCAACGUUGGUAUGAAGUCUGCCUCACACUGGAUAGCUCGUUAUAGGACACUCAGUUUGCUGAAGAAAGUGGGCAAACCAUGAUUAAUGAAUAAGAAUUCCUGUUUCAUUGGUGACUUGGAUGAAGAGUUUUUAAUUUUAA